Messenger RNA from Caenorhabditis elegans, 475 nucleotides. It is a transcript of the gene pqn-68, whose product is annotated as D-aminoacyl-tRNA deacylase. The transcript is spliced from 3 exons. Gene Ontology annotation, cellular component: cytoplasm. NCBI's taxonomy places the organism in Eukaryota, Metazoa, Nematoda, Chromadorea, Rhabditida, Rhabditidae. The coding region runs from base 3 to 455 and encodes 150 amino acids. The record is from RefSeq and is marked reviewed. Gene Ontology annotation, biological process: tRNA metabolic process; aminoacyl-tRNA metabolism involved in translational fidelity. Gene Ontology annotation, molecular function: Gly-tRNA(Ala) deacylase activity; D-aminoacyl-tRNA deacylase activity; aminoacyl-tRNA deacylase activity.
AAAUGAAGGUAGUUCUUCAACGAGUUACUCGAGCUGCAGUCACCGUAGGUGAUGAAGUGGUAGGUUCCAUUGGAAGAGGUCUGUGUGUGCUUGUCGGAGUUCAUCGAGAUGACACGGAAGAGGAUAUGAAGUAUAUCAUUAGGAAAAUUUUGAAUCUACGAGUUUUCCCUGCUUCGGAACAAAAACCAUGGGAUAAAUCAGUUAUGGAUCUCGAUUUAGAAGUGCUGUCUGUCAGUCAGUUCACCCUUUACGGUCAGUUUAAAGGAAAUAAACUGGACUUUCAUACCGCAAUGGCCCCAACAGAAGCUUCAAAAUUUUAUGCUUCUUUUCUUGAAGCCAUGAAAAAAGCUUACAAAGCUGAUAAGAUUCAGGACGGCAAAUUUGCAGCAAUGAUGAGCGUCGAUAUUGUAAAUGACGGACCUGUUACAGUUACUUUUGAUAGUAAAGAAAAAUAAUAAAAAUUUGUUUUACUACU